UUUACACAUUUCUCUUCUGAUCCCUUUCUCUCACACAAGCAAACACACUCUAAUGGAGUUUCUCUAUUUACUCUACGCACUUCCAACAUUGUACACGUGUUUCCUGAUCUGGAGGUGGUUGGAGGAGAAAAGGGACAAAGAGUGUUACAUAUUGGAUUACCAAUGCUACAAGCCUUCAGAUGAUAGAAUGCUUGGAACAGAGUUUUGUGGGAAAAUAAUCAGAAGGACAGAGAACUUGGGUCCGAACGAGUACAGGUUUCUCCUUAAAGCCAUAGUGAGUUCCGGCAUUGGGGAGCAAACUUACGCGCCAAGAAACGUGUUCGACGGACGCGAGGCGAGUCCAACGGUGUUGGAUGGAAUCUCGGAGAUGGAAGAGUUUUUCAACGACAGCAUUGAGAAGGUUCUUUCCAGGUCAGGAAUUUCUCCUUCUGAGAUCGAUGUGCUUGUGGUUAACAUCUCUAUGCUCGCUGCUGUUCCUUCAUUGUCCUCACGAAUCAUUAACCGUUACAAAAUGAGGCAUGACAUUAAGGUUUACAAUCUCACUGGGAUGGGUUGUAGUGCUAGUCUUAUAUCAUUGGACAUUGUUAAGAACAUUUUUAAGUCCCAAAGGAACAAGUUGGCUCUUUUAGUGACUUCUGAAUCUUUAAGUCCUAAUUGGUAUUCUGGGAAUGAUAGAUCAAUGAUUCUUGCCAACUGUUUGUUCCGUUCUGGUGGGUGUGCUAUUCUUUUGACCAACAAAAGGGCCUUGAAGCACAGGGCCAUGUUGAAGUUGAAGUGUUUGGUGAGGACCCAUCAUGGGGCAAGAGAAGAGGCUUAUGGUUGUUGUAUUCAGAAGGAGGAUGAUCAAGGUAGGCUUGGGUUUCACCUUGGAAAGUCUCUUCCAAAGGCAGCUACAAGGGCUUUUGUUGAUAACUUGAGGGUUAUAGCACCCAAGAUUUUGCCAAUGAGGGAGUUGUUAAGGUUUUUGGUGGUGUCACUUAUUAAAAAAAUGAACAAAAGUAGUUCUCCUAAGUCUGUGGGUGUAGUGGGUGCAACCAAGUCACCGUUGAAUUUCAAAACUGGGGUUGACCAUUUUUGCUUGCACACUGGAGGAAAGGCUGUGAUAGAUGGGAUUGGAAUGAGCUUGGAUCUUAGUGAGUAUGAUCUUGAGCCAGCGAGGAUGACACUGCACCGUUUUGGGAACACGUCAGCAAGUAGCCUUUGGUAUGUGUUAGGGUACAUGGAGGCAAAGAAGAGGCUCAAGAAAGGUAACAGAGUAUUCAUGAUAAGCUUUGGUGCUGGCUUUAAAUGUAACAGCUGUUUGUGGGAGGUAAUGAAGGACCUGGGGGAUGAUGCCAAUGUGUGGGACUGCAUUGAUAACUACCCUCCAGAGACAUUGGCCAACCCUUUCCUGGAGACCUAUGGUUGGAUCAACGAAGUUGAGGAUCCAUAUACCUAUGAAAACAUUCCAGAUUUUCUCAAGUGAUCAAGGUUAUUGUUAUUGUUCUAUUUGCCUCCCUAUGCUCAUGAAAGAACAAAAAAGGAAGAAACCCUCUCAUUCUUUAGAUCUCUUUACAGGUGCAUCAAUGUAAUUGUGCAUUAAAUUUUUCUGUAAACUAUACACUUAUUAUUGUUGAACCCGGGGCCCUCUAGCUAGGGUUCAUUACCCAAUAAGGUGUGCUGCUUCUAACAUCUCUGAGGCUUGUCACACUGUUAAAAGGGUAUUAUGGUUUCCUACUUUUGGUUUGCAUUAUUUGUUUAUGUGUUAUAAUAACAUGUUUCUUUUUGACAAAAGAAAACGACAAAAAAAUUGUAAUAGUUUUUAUUAGAUUUUGUUUAGCAGAUUAGAAGGCUUUUACUAGCUUAAUGCUCCUUUCUUGAAUACAACUUUUC
Abrus precatorius (Indian licorice) is the source of this 1872-nucleotide messenger RNA. Its product is annotated as 3-ketoacyl-CoA synthase 12-like. Gene Ontology annotation, molecular function: acyltransferase activity, transferring groups other than amino-acyl groups. Gene Ontology annotation, biological process: fatty acid biosynthetic process. Gene Ontology annotation, cellular component: membrane. The record is from RefSeq and is a predicted model, not a curated record. Bases 53 to 1465 code for a protein of 470 amino acids. NCBI's taxonomy places the organism in Eukaryota, Viridiplantae, Streptophyta, Magnoliopsida, Fabales, Fabaceae. The transcript has a single exon.